Molecule: messenger RNA, 4837 nt
Organism: Loxodonta africana (African savanna elephant)
Lineage: Eukaryota; Metazoa; Chordata; Mammalia; Proboscidea; Elephantidae
Gene: KHDRBS1
Product: KH RNA binding domain containing, signal transduction associated 1
Exons: 11
Coding region: 139-1467 (442 amino acids)
Biological process (GO): regulation of alternative mRNA splicing, via spliceosome
Cellular component (GO): nucleus
Molecular function (GO): poly(A) binding; mRNA binding
Source: RefSeq, a predicted model, not a curated record
CCGGUGCUCUCUUUUGCUGGGUCGCUCGGGUCGCCUUCGGUCGCGAUCGCCCAGGCUCUCCCACCUUCGCCAACCGCCGCUCGGGCCUCUGCAGCUGCCGCGUCUCUUCCUCGAUCCGUUGACCGCACGUCCUCCCAAAUGCAGCGCCGGGACGAUCCCGCCGCGCGCAUGAGCCGGUCCUCGGGCCGCAGUGGCUCCAUGGACCCUUCAGGUGCCCAUCCCUCAGUGCGUCAGACACCGUCUCGGCAGCCCCCGCUGCCUCACCGGUCCCGGGGAGGCGGAGGAGGAUCCCGGGGGGGCGCCCGGGCCUCGCCCGCCACGCAGCCGCCACCGCUGCUGCCGCCCUCGGCCACCGGUCCCGAUGCGACAGUAGGUCCAGCGCCGACCCCGCUGCUGCCCCCCUCAGCCACUGCCUCCGUUAAAAUGGAGCCAGAGAACAAGUACCUGCCCGAGCUUAUGGCCGAGAAGGACUCGCUGGACCCGUCCUUCACUCACGCCAUGCAGUUGCUGACGGCAGAAAUUGAAAAGAUUCAGAAAGGGGAUUCAAAAAAGGACGAUGAGGAGAAUUACUUGGAUUUAUUUUCUCACAAGAACAUGAAACUGAAGGAGCGGGUAUUGAUACCUGUCAAGCAGUAUCCCAAGUUUAAUUUUGUGGGGAAGAUCCUUGGACCACAAGGGAAUACAAUCAAAAGACUUCAGGAAGAGACUGGUGCAAAGAUCUCUGUGUUGGGAAAGGGCUCAAUGAGAGACAAAGCCAAGGAGGAAGAGCUGCGCAAAGGUGGAGACCCCAAAUAUGCACACUUGAAUAUGGACCUGCAUGUCUUCAUUGAAGUCUUUGGACCCCCAUGUGAGGCUUAUGCUCUUAUGGCCCAUGCGAUGGAGGAAGUCAAGAAGUUUCUAGUACCAGAUAUGAUGGAUGACAUCUGUCAAGAGCAAUUUCUAGAACUGUCCUACUUGAAUGGAGUACCUGAGCCUACUCGUGGACGUGGGGUGCCAGUGAGAGGCCGGGGAGCUGCGCCUCCCCCUCCACCUGUUCCCAGGGGCCGAGGUGUUGGACCACCUCGGGGGGCAUUGGUGCGUGGUACACCCGUGAGAGGAACCAUCACCAGAGGCACCACUGUGGCUCGAGGAGUGCCACCCCCACCUACUGUGAGGGGUGCUCCAACACCGAGAGCACGGACAGCUGGCAUCCAGAGAAUACCUCUGCCUCCACCCCCUGCGCCAGAAACAUAUGAAGACUAUGGAUAUGAUGAUACAUAUGCAGAACAGAGUUAUGAAGGCUACGAAGGCUACUACAGCCAAAGCCAAGGGGACUCAGAAUAUUAUGACUAUGGACAUGGGGAGGUUCAAGAUUCUUAUGAAGCUUAUGGCCAAGAUGACUGGAAUGGGACCAGGCCAUCACUGAAGGCCCCUCCAGCUAGGCCAGUGAAGGGAGCAUACAGAGAGCACCCAUAUGGACGUUAUUAAAAACAAACAUGAGGGGAAAAUAUCAGUUAUGAGCAAAGUUGUUACUGAUUUCUUGUAUCUCCCAGGAUUCCUGUUGCUUUACCCACAACAGACAAGUAAUUGUCUAAGUGUUUUUCUUCGUGGUCCCUUUCUUUUCCCCCCUUAACUCCGUUCUUACUCUGCAUUCUGGCUUCUGUAUGUAGUAUUUUAAAAUGAGUUAAAAUAGAUUUAGGAAUAUCGAAUUAAUUUUUUAAGUGUGUAGAUGCUUUUUUUCUUUGUUGUUUAAAUAUAAACAAAUGUACCUUUUAUAAUUAAAAAAAAAAAAGUUGAGUAAAAAAAAAAAACCACAAACCUGUUAGUUUCAAAAGUGGCAUUGCUUGCUUAAAGGUUCUGAAGUUAAGGCUUGUUAACUUUCUCUUAGUUUUGAUUUGAGGCAUCCCGUAAAGUUGUAGUUGCAGAAUCCCAAACUAGGCUACAUUUCAAAAUUCAGGGCUGUUUAAGAUUAAAAUCACAAACGUUAACGGCAGUAGAGGUGCCACCAUGUAAAAGUGAGCUCAGAUGUCUCUAAAAAUGUUUCCUUUAAAAGCACAUGGCGGUCGAAUGCUUAAGGUUAAAUUUUAAUAUGAAAGAUCCUCAUGAAUUAAAUAGUUGAUUCAAUUUUUAACAUUAAUUGAUUUAAAAACAACAACAAAAUUAGGUUUGUAAAACUGACUUUUUCAUUAUGUGGGUUUUGAAAUCUAGCCCCAGACAUACAGUGUUGAGAGAUACUUAAGGGGGGGGAAUAGGUUUUGAAGAGGUUAAUUGGGGGAGAGGGGCUGGCCACCUGAAUUGAAUUUUGAUGUAGAGCUUUUUAACCAAGAACAGUCUUUCAGUAAUAGUACUAAUAAUUAAAAUUUCAGUAUUUAAAAAGACAAAACAAAGUAUUGUGUCCAUUUGAGAGUCUACACUCCAUAAAAAACUCACUUGGACACUGGCCAAAAAGCCGAUUUUCCUAAGUUGAUGGUUUUCGAUAUUGAACUGUUCCCAAGGUAGUUAGUCAAGUAUGUCUCAACACUAGCAUGAUAUAAAAAGGGACACUGCAGCUGAAUGAAAAAGGAAUCAAAAUCCACUUUGUACAUAAGUUAAAGUCCUAAUUGGAUUUGUACUGUCCUCCCAUUUUGUUCUUGGAAGAUUAAAUGCUACAUGUGUAAGUCUGCCUAAAUAGGUAGCUUAAACUUAUGUCAAAAUGUCUGCAGCAGUUUGUCAAUAAAGUUUAGUCCUUUUUUAAUCAAAGUAAAUGUGAUGAAUUGUCAUUUUUUUUUUGGGUGGACAAUAAAAUAAUUUUCUCUUUCAAAUAAACUUAAAUUAACUCUAAAGUUAAUGGGCUUGUUAAAAGUUGGAGACAUCUUAAAAGUGGUGGGGGGGUUUUAUUUUAAGUUUACCAAAAAAGAGUUUAUGGAGUUGUUAAGUUUUAGUUUAAAAAUAACCAAAGCUUUUUCACCCCCUGGAAGUUGUUGAGAACGCUUUACCCAAUCGCAUCACAAGCCUUGAUUUCUGGAGAGAGAAACCCAACCGAGCUGAAACUUGGAUUGGUUUCCAUACACAGAUCUCAGUAUUUAAGACGCCUGCCAUCCCAUCUCGCACCUUCCAUAGAGCCCCUAGGUGGCCCAAACGAGUGAUGCCAAAUAAUCUCUUUAGAGCUUGGAAAAGGAUGACACCUGCCUUUAGAUAUGGCAAUCCACAAACCCUGGGUGCCCUUAAGGGUUUCCCUUCCAAUCCCAGAAACGCUGCUGGGGCAGGAUUUGGCAUGAUAGGCUGGUUCUGAACUCCCUCCUAAGAGUUCAAGGGAGGGAAUGAUGGAAUUGGUUGGCUCCAUUUCCACUUGAUGUUAAUUCUCAGGGUUUUCGUGCCUUCCCAAAGGGAGCCACCUAAACUGCUCGGGGGUGAAAAAUCCUCUGUAUGAGAUGCCAAGCUGCCUGCAGCAGUGCAUGAUGGACAUUUUUUUUUUUCUUUCAAAACACACCAACAAAAAAUUGUAUUUGUAGAUUGUGAUAAAGUGUAAAUAACUGAAUUUUCAACCAUGGUUUGAAGUCAGCUUUCAGGGCAUUAUGUCUUGUUUUGAUGAAAAGAGAUCACUCUAUACCCCCCUUUUUAAAGGAAAAUUAUCGCAAGAGAAUCAGGAUGUGUAAAGCUAACAUGCAUCGCAAAAAACCAAAGGUGAUUGAAAGCUCCUGAGGCAUUUCCUGAAACAAUGGGUAAUGAAGACCCUUAUCAGGAAUCAAAGACUCUGGAAACCAAGACAGCUACCUGCUAUGUCAAGGCUGGCCUGAGGGCAUUUGCUGGGCACAGAGAAACCCAGGAGAAGACAUCGACAGUCUUGUUCCCACCCCACCCCUUGAUCUGAUUUACCAACUGAAAGCUAGCCAGGAUUACCCUAGGAGUCUCUAGGCCCAGAAUGGAGUACUAAGGGCUAUAAGAGACUGUGAUGAUAACAGUUAAACCUGCUCAGGACUUUAAAGAGUUAAAGGGGACCAACAGUAUCCCCAGCACUGCCUCCUAGACCUGAGUAAACUGGCAGCUCCUAGUGUGCUAUUCUGUCUGCCUGCUUCCCCUCAGCCUUCAGCAGAACUGGCUGGAACAUACUACCACCACUUCCUGUUUUCCUCCUUGCUGUACCUGUGUUGUGGGUCCCACCCUGGGAGCCCUUGGACACUUCCCAGAAGGCUCCCAGGGAGAGGCUCCCCCAACACUUGCCACAACAUAGGUUGAGGAAAGCCAAGUGAAAAGGUUGAUUUACUUUGGGCAGAUUAUUUAACCUCUGAGGCCGUAUUUCUCUUCAUUGUUAACUACUAGCCUUGUCCAGAAAGCUCUUGAAGGGUAGGGCUUUGCCUACUUCAUCUCUGUACCAUACCCCAGUUCCUCCCCAACAAGUAUCUGGCACUGAGGAGCUCAAUAAAGGUUUGGUCAAGGGAUGAAUGGUCCCACUUUGGUAGCUUCUAUCAGCUUUGGGAGACAGCCAAAGGCCCCCUGAUCUAUCUGCCACUUCAUUCCCAGCUAUAUUUGGGCUAUCAGUCCUGACAUUUCCUCUGGAAGGAUUGGAAGGUCAGUCUUUGAUAGGCUUCUGAUUUCCUAUGGCCUGUGCCCUGUUAGGGGCUCUGGUUGCACAGUGGUUAAGCGCACAGCUGCUAAUCAAAAGAUUGGUGGUUUGAACCCACUAGCUGCUCCACGGGAGAAAGAUCUGGCAGCCUUAGAAACCAUAUGGGACAGUUCUACUCAGUCCUACAGGGUCACUAUGAGUUGGAAUCGAUUUGAUGGCAACAGAUUUGGUUUGGCAUUAUGUAUACCCCAGGUUGACUUUACACUGAACUACCUGAUAGGUUAAAAAAAAAAAAAAAAAACCAUUGCCGUUGAG